AUGUACAUUCAAAAACCUGAGGGUCCCUAUGGAAGAGAUGACACCCAAGAAAAUAGAAUGUUUAAAGAAGGAUUUAAGCAAACAAGUUUUUAUGGAACUGGUAUGAUGAAGAAUCAGGAAAAAGUCUCAUCACAUAAUAUGUUAUUUAGAACAGGAAAAAGUGUAGUAUUUUCAAUGGAAAGAAUGGAAUUGGGACAAUAUAUCCAAACAUUACCCCUCUAUGUGUUUUUAUUCAUUUUGACAGCCUCACCUACUGACAUGACAUACGGAGGAAGUAUGGCUGAUCCUAAUAUGGGUCGUGGUAAUUGGAAACCAGUUCUUAUAGGAAGUGUUAGUAUACCUCUCAAUGAAUUGAAAGUUUCGGAUGAAAUUGAUGCUCCAAAAGGUGAAAGAAUACCACAGAAACGUACCAUUAGUGGAACAUUUACAAUUAAAAAUGAUAGAGGAUACGAUGUUGGAGUGAUUGAUAUGGAUGUGAGAUUGAGGUCACUUGUUAAGGCAGGUCCAAUAGAUAAUUUUAAUGAAUACUUGACUCAAAACUUUUCCAAGAGUUUCUCAUUACAGAGACCAAUGACUGAUGGAGGUCCACACUCUGGUACCAUGGACAAGUCAUUGAGAAUGCAAACAGGAGCUGUCACAAGAAAUCCUCUGUUUACUGUAACUGAUAACACAUUCCAAAAUCAACCUGUACAAAAUACAUACAAUCCAAUGCUAGGUACAAUGGCAAACGGAGAGAUGGGAGCACUGUCUACUCUUGUACAACACUACAAGGAUACUCAGGCUCAAACAAUCAUGAUGAGAGGACAAAUAGAGAAUCAAAUCAAUACGAUGGCAAAUCAACUGGCUGAUAUUUCAAGACAGUUGAAAGGGGAGCCUCAACGUUUCGUGGAGGAAAGACAAACGAAAAAGAAGGUCAAGAAAAAAUCAAUUACCUCAUCAGGAAAGGUUUUAAAUACGCAACCAAUUAAAAGGCCCUCAUCAGCAAACCCUUCCAGACCCAGUUCUCUAAGCAAUAGUACAAAGACAGUUGACUCAUUGAGUAUGAGAAAGAAAAACGUAACACUUGGAAGAAAUACAAACUCUUACCUUGAACAACCAACCAAGGAUUGGUAUCAUGUCUUACAUGGAACAUCAACAGUAAGAAAACCACAAUCUGCUUCCUCAUCAACGAAAUCUUCUGUAUCAAAGAAAAAAACUGUAACCCCCUCAAGUGCAACGAGUAGUAUGAAAACUUCAAAAAAAGUGGACAAGUCAGUUCGGUUGGAGGAGGAAUUGGCUAGACAUGUUUUGGAAAAUUUACAUCAGCAACAAGAGGAUGAUGAAAGAGAAGGAACCACAAUGAGUGGCCUCAUUCCUCAGCUAGCCGAUACACUUAAACUUUUGGCAAGAAAGAGCCAAAAACAAGAGGAAGAACCAGAGGAAAUGAUUACCAUACCCUCAGAACUGUAUAAAACUAUUAAGGAAAAUAAUGACAGGUACAAUAAUUUACAGAGAAGUUAUCAAGCUAUUAUGGAAGAGUUUGUUGACAAUCCAAACAAACUCUUUUCUUCAAUGACCAGAGUUGAUACAAGAGGAAUGUCAUUCAGAGAAAAGGAAUUGUGGAAGAAUCAAAACAAGUUGAUAACACUCUUACGAGAUAAUUACAAUCAAAUCAAGAAGGAAAACGGCAUGCAAGCCUUGAAGGACGUUAAGAGUAGUCAAAAGAGAUCUCCAAUAAUAGAGUCUAGUGUGAAAAAACCAUCACCAAGAAAAGUUGAAGAGGUCGAAGAGAGUACAGACUCUUCCUCUUCAUCUUCAUCUGAAGAAGAAAAAAAGAAAAAGAAGGACAAGAAGGACAAAAAGGAUAAAAAGGAAAAGAAGAAGGAGAAGAAAGAGAAGGAAAUCAAUACCAAGCCAGUUAUUGAGGUUGAGGAAACACAAGAAGAGGAAGAAGAUCAAGGCUAUCAAUUUUCUCAAUUCCAUGGCGAUCAUGAUCCAACGCCAGUUAUUGAGGUUGAAGAAACACAAGAAGAAGAAGAAUCCAAUGGAUAUGCUCCAAAUCAACCUCAAUCAGCAGAAGAUUUCCUUAAACAAUAUGAUGAAGGAAAUGAGAAUCAAAACUAUGAACCGCAACAUGAUACAUCUCAAAUGUUCCAAACUCAAGCCAACCAGAAUCCAAUAGAGAUAAUGACUGCAACGGAUGCAUAUCUCCCACUUAGUGCCUCUUUGGGUGUUAGUGAAAUCAAGACAACAGGAGAGACUGAGACAUCUUUUGGCGAUUUUGAAGAGUUUGAUAAUUCUCAUUUUGACACCUCUGAGGCUCCUCAAUCAGACACUCUCAGAACUGAAGAUUUUUCAGUGGUUCAUGUUUCACAGGAUAAUACUGAUAAUAAUAAUAAUUAUUAUGAUGAUCAACAGCAGGAAGAAUAUCAACCUCAACAACAAGUUGUCCAAGAAGUGGAAGAGGAAGAGUUUGAGGAUUUUGAUAAUGAUUUUGAAGAACAACACGAUGAAAAUCAAGAUCCAGAGGAUGAAACCUAUGAAGAACAACAGGAAGGUCACCAAGAGCAGGAAGUUGUUGAUUCGGUUGACUAUUCAGGUAUUGAGGAUAGAACAGAAGAAGAAAGAAUUUAA
Messenger RNA from Naegleria gruberi, 2613 nucleotides. RefSeq lists its product as uncharacterized. Bases 1 to 2613 code for a protein of 870 amino acids. The record is from RefSeq and is a predicted model, not a curated record. NCBI's taxonomy places the organism in Eukaryota, Heterolobosea, Eutetramitea, Acrasida, Naegleriidae. The transcript has a single exon.